AUGGAUUUCCCAAACAAGCCAAGGCCUAAAUCUGCUCCAGUGAUAACGAAUGCUUACGUCCAAAACAGAAGAGAGGAGGAAUGUCUGUACGUGAAGCUGAAUGGCAUGCAUUGCCAGCACCAUGCCGACAUGAUGCGUUGGAGGCAAGCUGUAGACCACAUGGUACGAAAACGUCAAAAUCUGCUGCUCCAAAGGGCUAUUACCCCUCAAUCAACACUGGAGCGUGUCAUGGAUGAAAUUCAAACUCUCAAGAAAUGCAGGAGCAGCCCUAAGAGUGCAAAGGUCAAUCUACCUCUAAGUACGGAGGUGGGUGUUGAUCUGGGUUCAUAUUCAAAAUGGGUUUCCUCUUCAUCUUCUCAGAAUCUUCACAAUGUGCCAAGUUAUGACGACGAAGCUCGAUGUGGAGGAACCAAGGCAUCAGGCUCUACUAGAAGUGACAGAACAUUUCCUGCUAUGCAUGGUCCACAAAUAAAACCUCAUGAAAUCAUGUCAAAAAUUCCAGAAACUUCUGAAAGGAAAGUUGAGAAGAAACAAAGGCCUCUGUCAACACUGCAAAGGAAGCCGGACAGUAUCGAAUCCCUGACAUACAAGGACCUGGGUGGGAUUGCUCGACUAGAGAAUAUUUCCAUGAGGGAAACAGAGAGGCAGAAGCAAAUAAAACUCUUGGAAAGGGAGCAAAUAAGCAAAACACACGACACUGUUUUACAGCAGAAGGUUGACACUUUCCUUAAAAAAUUCGAAUAG
This is a messenger RNA of Pelobates cultripes (western spadefoot toad), 744 nucleotides long. Lineage: Eukaryota; Metazoa; Chordata; Amphibia; Anura; Pelobatidae. The record is from the annotation of a GenBank genome assembly.